CCAUCUCCCGAGUCAUGGCUUUCCGCAGCUUCCCGUUUGGCCAGGGGUAACCUCUGGGGGCGCUCUCCGGUGGGGGCCGCACUGCCCGUGUUGACAUAGUGUUAUACCAGGCUGGUGGCUGCAGUCCAUGGCCCUUACUGCAAAAAUGUCAGUGUACCCCCUAAGAGCUCCCGUAGCCUGCUCCGCCUGUGAGAGGCCCUCCUGACACCACAGCUCCUCGACUGCCUGCUCUGCCGUCCUAUUGGUUGGUGGCUUUGCGGCCACCAAGUUCUGGUCAGCAGACGUCGCAACAGUUCUAACAUUGCAAUGCGUCCCUGUCUGAACCAACCUUGGAAGGGCGGUGGUGGUCGUUAGGUGGUGGUGAAGUGGGCCCUGGGGCGGGUGCAUAUGCCUUGCCAUUAGAAAAGCUGUACGAUAUCAAAGUCGCAAAAUAUUUAAAUAUACCCUUCCGUAUUUGAAGAAAUAUUUAGGUUAUUUGCAUUUGGAAAGAGACUUUCUCUGGCUGAAAGAAAACUCAACGGAAAUUAAAGUUCCGAAAUAAAGUUAAAGUUUGGAACUUCAGUUCUGCACGCUGGUCAUCUUAACCGAUCUUGAAGCACCACUUUCACCGUGUCUUGGUUCAGUUUAGCCCACGCUGUACUUGAAUGUUGCCGUGGUGUGUUUAUGAACCAUGGCGUUAGGUAUACAGUCUGUAUUUUCCCUCCUGUGAUCAGUGCUCGGUGUCUGUUUAGGACCCAGCAGCAUUUGCAUCCGUCUGCCAUUUUCAGCUGAUUGAGAGCAGGUGGAUCAAGUCCAGACGUCGCCGGCUAAAAAUACUACAGCAGCCAAUCGGACCGGGAGAAGAGCUGUUAGUGUGGUACAAUGGGGAACACAACCCUGAGAUAGCAGCUGCUAUUGAGGAAGAGCGAGCCAGCAGUUUUAUCAAGAAGACUUUGCUGAGAGCCAGGAAAGAGCAAAGAAAAGGUUGUUGGACAGACCAAAGCUGGGAGGUGUGGAGGGCUUUAAAGGACAGAAGCGGAAGUGUGAUUCUGAUAGCGCCAUUGCAGAGAUGGAGGAAUCCCAGGAGGGUCUUAAGGAAGAGAAUGGGAAACCUUCAAUCUCAUCCAUACUGUCACAGGAGCAAACUGCCGUCAUUCAGGAGCUGGUGAGUCAGGAGCAACUGCCUUUGGCAAUGAGCGGGUCACCAUCUAGCAUUUCUGAAGAUCUAUCCCAGGAAGAAGUGGAUGAGGAAGAGGAAGAGGAAAAAGAUCCAGGGAAAAAACAGGAGACACCUGUAGACAAGGGCCAGGCCCCACCUGAACCAGAAGCAAUGGAAUCUGAUGAAGAGCCAGCACCCCUCCCAAGCCCUCAGGAGGACAUGGAGCAGGAUGAGCAGCUGCAGCAGGAUCCUGUCUCCAGUUCACCAAAGCCCCAGGGAGACCCAAAUAGUGAGCUCCAGGAAGGCUUCAUGUUCCCCUGUCAGCACUGUGAGCGUCGCUUUACCACCAAGCAGGGGCUGGAGCGUCACAUGCACAUCCACGUCUCCACAGCCAGCCACUCUUUCAAGUGUCGCUACUGUGGGAAGGCCUUCGGCACUCAGAUCAACCGCCGGCGCCACGAGCGGAGACACGAGGCCGGUCCCAAGAAGAAACUAGGGGCACUCUGCAGCUCCACGGCCUCCUUCAGCCCCCCACUGCCAAUAGAAAGCUCGAGUCCAGAUCUCGUCGCCCCUUCUGGAAAUUUCAUCAUAAUGGGCUCCCAGAACAGAGGGGACCUUCAAGAUUCAUUUGAGUCUGACAAACCAAGCCCAGCAGAGGUGGAGAGGGCAGUAGACCUAAAUGAAAAUGGAGAUCCCAGGGAGCUGCACCCAUGCAAGUAUUGCAAGAAAGUGUUUGGCACCCACACCAAUAUGCGACGGCACCAGCGCAGGAUUCACGAACGCCACCUACUCCCAAAGGGUGUCCGGCGGAAAGGAAUGCUGUUGCAGGAAAAUCAAAAGCAGCAAGUACCUCCACAAGAGGAAUUGGUGAACCCCAGUCCUCCCCCAGUCUAUGUGCCAAGUGGGGACUUGGAAGACGAGGGGGAUCCGGAUGAGGAGUACAUGGUGAACAUCUCCAGCAAUAUUUCAGAGAACCUCAGCCUCUACAUUGAUGGGAAGAUCCUGUCAACCAGCAGCAUGAGCAACUGUGAAGUCAUCGAGGUAGACCCCAGCUCUGCCACUUUGUACAGCCUAGAUGCUUUGAUCGUUACCUCUGAUAAAGUGUCACAGGGCUUUCAGGCAGAGGCCACCAACUGCACUGUGAAGGAAGUUCCCAGAGCAGGCCAACCAGCAAUAAAGAGGCGAACCACCAGUCCACCUCUGCUUACAAAAAUUAAAACAGAAGUGGAUCCUGAACCCAUAAUGCCUUCCUCUUCCUCUUCAUCCUCCUCCUCUUCAUCUUCAUCAUCCUCAUCAUCUUCUCUGAUGGGACAUCUCUACCCACAGGUCACUGACAGUUUAGCCUUCCAGAAGGAGAAAACAGUUUACCUGUCCCCAAAACUCAAGCAGCUCUUGCAGACCCAAGAGAGCCACAAGCCAGGUUUGUUCACUGAGGGACAUAGACUUGGACCACCCUUGAUGUCAGUUACUACUUUGCCAUCUGGCUCAGGGAGGUUCAAGAGAAGGACGGCUUCCCCUCCAAACUCUCCACAGCACAGCCCAGUGCUUCGAGUUGACACAGGGAAGUCUGGAACAGAGGUUGUACCACCGUUCCCCCUCAAGGUGCCAAAGCUGGAGAGCCACUGCAGCUCACCGGCCUGGAGCCUGUCAAGUCGAGAUGAAGGGGACACCGUGAGCCCCCUCGGUGUGGACUCUUACAAAACCGCACCUUUCGACUGGUUGACUGGGAGAAGUGCAGGAAGCUCCUGCAACCAGCAGCCCUUAGACCUUUCCAACGGGGUCAAGCAGAGAACUGAGUGCAAAUCCAAGGGACAGGCUGUCGUUGAAGCUGUACUGGACCUCAGCAUGCACAGGAAGUCCUCCCCUGAGGGAGAACCAAAGGGAAUCGGAGGCCCCCAGCUUCUAAUCAAAAAGAAGAAACCUAACACCUGCAUGCUUCAGAAAGUGUUAAUGAAUGAGUACGGAGGAUUAGACAGUGCAACGGAGACUGCAGAAGAGAGAGACAUUACAGAAGGCAGCCCCAAUCAUCGUCCUGAUGCCGAUUUAGUUAUGGAUGCCUCUCCCGUUCCCCUGUCGCCACUCCUUAAUGCACUUUCCCCAGACACAGCUGUUGCAUCUGCACUUCAUCCUCCCCCACCCUCGCUAACUCCUGUGACCAUGCAUCCACUGUCCCCUUCUACACCAACUUUAACUGGCUCCACCCCACCUCUGCCAGUUCUGCCCACUGCCCCAUCACCCCUCCCAGACAUGUUUCCCACUCCAUUGCCCUCUUCCUCAUCUCCUUCAUCCCCUCUUCCAGUUUUGACCCCCAAAGCCUCCUCUAAUCCAGUCGGUACAUCUCCGUUGGAGUCCUCGUCUGCUCCACUUUUGGAUCCCUCCCCCAUUCUACUGGAUGCCUCUGUGGUUUGCAGCAUCGCUCCCCUUGAUUCUCUACUAGAUCAAGUUAAUCCUUUAGAUCCCCAUCCCAUAUCUCUCCAAGUGGAUACCACCCUUGCUCCUCAAGAUCCCUCAGCAUGCCCAGUGGAUCCUACACAUCUCACGGCUGUGAAUCCCUUACAGAAAAAGGCUGAUACAUUAUCUUUAACUACGGAUCCUUCACCAAGCUCAGCUGAUCCCACUAGUAACCCCCUGAAUGUCUCAACUGAUUUAGUAUGUCCCGUGUCAGCUCCCCAGCUACCAUGCCCUGUGGAUCCAGUUCCGGCUUUGGGUCCAUCCCCUCUUCCCAUCCCACAGGAACCUUUAGAACACCUUCCAUUUCCCACCACCAUGAUCAAGCAAGAGGAGCAACAGCAGGCAUCACUCCCUUCUUCCCCUCUACACUCACCAGACCUGCCUGUUCUUGUAGCCUCAGUCCCAGUCCCCAGUCCCAGCUCCUCUCCUGCUCCAACUCCACCUCCCCCCUUGAUCUCAGAGAUCGUACAUCCUUUACCCCCACUCCCACCAGACUCAAUUACAAUCAAAGAAAAAUGUGAAGACAUAGAGCAACCAACUGAUAUUGUCUCGCAUACCCCUGCUCUCACUCCCACACCUCCUGUUUCUUCUCCGCAGGAGGCCCCUUAUACCGAGGAAUCCCCCAGGCAGCAGACCUUUUGCAAGAGCUUUGUGUGCAACGUGUGCGAGGCCCCCUUCCCCUCCAUCAAGGAGAUGAGCCGCCACAUCACGGUGCACUCUGAAGAUUGGCCCUUCAAGUGUGAGUUCUGUGUGCAGCUCUUCAGGGACACAAACGUCCUGCUGGAGCACCGCUCAACCCUACACGGUGUAGGCAGGAUCUAUGUUUGCUCCUUAUGCAGCAAGGAGUUUGCCUUCCUCUGCAACCUCCAGCAGCACCAGAGGGACCAGCACCCUGACAAGGACUGCACACACAUAGAGCUGGAUAGUGGCAAACUCAGGCCACAGAACUACACUGACCCCAGUCGAGCCAGUCUGGAACCACCCAUCCCUUCUGCUGGAGACUGUGAUGCCUCUGCUCAAGGAGCCACUCCUCCUCAGGCACGUCUUAGUUUUGAGAGUAGAAAGGUGAAGGAGGAGGAGGAGGAGGAGGAGGAGGAGGAGGAGGAACCUAAUGAGGAGCUCUACACUACAAUCAAGAUCAUGGCAUCCGGAGAGAGCAAGCCCAAGGGGCCGGAUGUGCGGCUGGGUAUCAACCAACACUACCCUAGUUUCAAGCCACCCCCAUUUCCUUACCACAACCGGACGCCAGCUGGGUCUGUGGCCUCGGCUACCAAUUUCACUACCCACAAUAUCCCGCAGGCUUUUAGCACGGCCAUCCGCUGCACAAAGUGUGGCAACAGCUUUGAUAACAUGCCCGAGCUACACAACCACAUCCUAGCCUGUGCCUCGGCCAGUGACAAAAAACGUUACACCCCCAAGAAGAACCCUGUCCCACUCAAACAGAUCGUCAAGCCACAAAACGGGGUGUUUUCUGCGGCGGCUGGAGGUAAUGGUUCUGGUCAGAAUGCUUUCCGGAGGAUGGGCCAACCCAAAAGGCUUAACUUCAGCCAGGAGCCGUCCAACAAGAUGAAACUGAACGCCCUUAACAAGAAAAAGAACCAGUUGGUUCAAAAGGCCAUCUACCAGAAGAACAAAUCUGCUGCCACUGCAAAAAAGGCCUCCAGCCUUGCCCAGGAUGAGCCAGAAACUCAUGUCUGCCCACACUGCAGCCGGGAGUUCACUUAUGUUGGGAGCCUAAAUAAGCAUGUGGCUGUGAGUUGCCCUCUGAAACCUGCUUCUUCAAAGAAAGCAAAGAAAAGUAGCAGCAGCGGGGGUGGCCACUCUUUCCAAGAUAAGAACGGUAACCUCCCCAGACGAACUGCCGACUCGGAGAUUAAACUGCAGGGCUCGCAAGCCAAGCUGGGCAAAACCAGGGCCCGCAGUUCAGGACCGUCAAGCAACAUGGCCUCCCCUUCGAAAACACAACCCAGCAAACUCAAAACAACUGCCCCACAGAUCCGACAAAAGCGUCCAUCUUCUUUCCAUUCUAGUUCAGUCCCAGACAGUAAGAAAAGCAAAACGUCACCCAAGGGCAGCCCCCAGCAGCAUCCGUCACCACCUGCAGCACUGGGCAAUGGAUCUCAGAAACUGGUCAUGAGAAUGCAAAAAAAGGUGACUGAAGCCAAAGCACAGCAGCAGCAGCCACAGCCACAGCAACAGCUACAGCUGAAGAAAGAAGAGCGGUUUUCUGUUAAGAUGCGAGAACGGAGCGGCGGGCCAGUCACCCGCAGUUUACAGCUGGCCAGCAGCACAGCACCAAGCGAUGUCAAGGGGGAAGAUGUCAAUGCAAACCAGGAAUCCAGAGAGCCUCAGGAACCUCUAUUAAAGUUGUCACGGUAGAGCAGUGACUGGUAUAGAGAGAGAAUGAGAAAGGGAACGACACAAAGCACUUGGACCUGCUUCGGAGACCUUCAUCAGGGCUCGCCAGACCAGCUCAUGUCGCCUCUCAAAUCAGAGAGAAACCUGUGAAUGCCAGCAGGCUGUUUCAUGAGGAAAAAAAUCUGAAGUUUUGAAGAAGGCAGGAGCCCUAAGGACAGCUUAAAUGAGCCAAAUCUGCACUCUUGUGGAUUUAAAAAAACAAGCAAGAAGAAAGCUUGGGAGCUUACCCAGAAUGCACUUUGGAGGGGAAACAUUAACUGGUAGAUGUGUGUAUCGCAAAAAAAAACAAACAACUUAAACAAUAAUUUACCCUAUAGAUUAGGGUUAACAAAAUUCCAUUGUAUGGCAAUCACUGUUCACACUGUUACACACUCACAAAGCCAGCCAGCCUGUUUCCUUUAUUGGUAUUUUGUUUUUUGUUUUUUUUCUUUUGGUGUUCAAUCAUUAAGAUGCCUUUGGCUCCAAAUUGUCUCUUACUGCAUGCGGUAAAUAAUUGAGUAGACUGACCCUGUUCUUUGUCUGUGUGCCCGUGUUAAACCCUGCACCUGAUGGAUAAAAACAAAUAAUUAUUGUUAUAAAAAUAAUAAAAGGAAAUGCAUAUUUAAUAUAGCUCCCUGGAUGUAAUGAGUUAUUUGAUACAGAAUCAUAUCUCUGUUGUAAAGAGCAGUUGAGAUUUGAGUUUGGAAACCCAGUUUGUGCAUCUGAUGGAACCAGUUUCCCUGCAUUGGCAAUAACGCAGCCACUAAUGAUAAAUAAAUGCUGUAUUCUGCCCCAUUACAACCAGUUAAACUGCCCAAUUUCCAUUGAGAUUUAAUGACAUCAUCUGUGGCUGUGGAAGCAAUAGUCGUUUGAAUAUCCAAAGAAAUGACAUCUUUCCUGAUAAUGGAAUCAAGUUCUCCUGAAAUGCUACAUUUAAGAGUUGUCUGGUUGUGGGUAUUUUGGUAUCAGAUCCACUUCAAUCAAAAAACACUGUAGCACCCCUUUAUGGCAGCUUGUUCCUAAUGUCAGUAUUCAAUCAAGCUUCCAGAUGUAGAACACACCUCUGUGUGCGUGCACAAGUGCUACAGAAACUGUAGAACAUAAUGAAAUUGGAAGAAUUGAGGUUGCUAUAUUUUUUGAUUGAUAUUCAGAGAUGUGAUCAAUGCAAUUGGAAAUGUCUGCUGUUCAUCAGCAAUGCACAGUGAAUGGAGCUGGGUGAGAUGAGAUUAAAAACAUUUCUGGAUUUUUUUUAUUUUAUUUUUUUAUGAUUCUUUGCAAAUGAGGUACAGAACAACUAAAUGUUAUGUGUAGCAGAUAACGAUAGAGGAUUAUUUUGAACCAUGUCUACAGUUGAGUUGACUGUUGUCAAAACAGAUCUGAUGCACACUUUUUACUACAAUUACCAGUUUUAGGUGUGGUGGGUGGAGGGGAAUCCACUCAGUCCCAUAGUUUCUAUGGGAGAAUAGAUAAGACACCCAGAAAAUAUAAUUAUGAGCAGAGAGUAAAAUGUAGAAUAUUCAGUUAAUCAAAUUAAUUUGAAAUAGAUUUAAAUCUUUAUUGCAGGUAUGUGAUGUCCUGCGCUGCAGCACAGUUUUAAAGAUCACAAUCCAAGAUAGAUGUUCUUGGUCAGAGCUGACUCUCAGACACCCCGGGUUUAUCUUUGUUUAUCUUUACAUAAUACAGAGACAAUGGGAGUGACGGGGGCAGUGUUUAAGCCUAGAGGGCUCUAACUGCAAACCUAAUGUGGCUUUUUUAUUGUUUGCAACAUGAAUAAUUAGGUAAGAAGUAAGCUUUCAUUUUUUUUUUUCAUUUUUUUUUUUUUUUUUUAAUAUGGUCACCCAUGUUGUGUUCCUUACGCAAAAUAAUCUACCUCCUUUUGAAAAGUUUCAGUUUGCUGCAUCUUUUAGUUUGUCGCCACUUUUGCUCUUUCAGUAUCAUUCCCAUUUUGUUACAUUUUUCUGUCGGUGGGAGGGGUUUUUUUGUCGGGGGGAGGGACGUGAAUUGUGUAUAAAGUGGUAGACGGUAUAAAAGUGAAAAAAUAAAUAACAAAAAAAAUAUAUAUUUAAAAUUAAUUUAAAUUGUUGUUUUCUGACAGUUAUGUUGUAUAUGAUCUAUUUCGCCGCAUUUCCUGAUUUUUGUUGUUCUGGGUUGUGAAAUAAAUGAUGGACAAUGUUCUGUAUAUAAAACAAAAAAAAUGUUUGUUAAGAAAAAAAAUGUUCCUUUUGUUGGACACAGAUUGUUCUAAUUGAAACAUUAAAAUAAUUUUUCAAUUUGAAAUGCAGAAAUAUUUUCUAUAUUUAUGUUGAAGAUGAGUGAUGUUGGAGAGAUGCUACACUGGAAAGCGACAACUUUUGCACGCUGUAAUUUCACACUGAUAGUGCAGCAAGAUUGAAUACCUACCAGGAAAUUAAAG
Messenger RNA from Acipenser ruthenus (sterlet), 8399 nucleotides. RefSeq names its product PR domain zinc finger protein 2-like. The record is from RefSeq and is a predicted model, not a curated record. NCBI's taxonomy places the organism in Eukaryota, Metazoa, Chordata, Actinopteri, Acipenseriformes, Acipenseridae. The transcript has 5 exons. Gene Ontology annotation, cellular component: nucleus. Bases 1049 to 5968 code for a protein of 1639 amino acids.